Molecule: messenger RNA, 1418 nt
Organism: Tribolium castaneum (red flour beetle)
Lineage: Eukaryota; Metazoa; Arthropoda; Insecta; Coleoptera; Tenebrionidae
Gene: shv
Product: shriveled
Exons: 3
Coding region: 127-1200 (357 amino acids)
Biological process (GO): protein maturation; protein folding
Cellular component (GO): endoplasmic reticulum
Molecular function (GO): misfolded protein binding
Source: RefSeq, a predicted model, not a curated record
UCCACCAAUCAGCGCAAUCCACAUGUUUUGAGAAGGUCGUUUCGUGUUUCUCGCUGUGUGAGCAUAACGAUAAAAAUCCAUUAAUUAAAUUAAUAUUAAUAUAAUGUUUGAAGUUUUUAUCCAAAAAUGAACGUGAACUCUGUGCCCGUCUUGCUUUUACUGACUUUCAUUUCGGUAACCUCAGUUCUAGCAGGGCGAGACUUUUACAAAAUACUGGGUGUCUCAAAAAGCGCCAGUUUGCACGAAAUCAAAAAGGCCUAUCGUCGCCUAGCCAAAGAGCUGCACCCUGACAAGAACCAGGAAGAUCCGGAAGCCUCCCAAAAAUUCCAGGACCUGGGGGCCGCCUACGAAGUCCUCUCAGACGAGGAAAAACGCAAGAAGUAUGAUAGAUGCGGGGAGGACUGUCUCCAGAAAGACGGGAUGAUGGACAGUGGGAUGGACCCCUUCGCCAGCUUCUUCGGCGACUUCGGGUUCCCCUUCGGGGGCGGCGAACAGAAGCACGAGACUCCGAGAGGCGCUGACGUGGUGAUGGACAUCGCCGUGACCUUGGAGGAUUUAUAUUCGGGCACUUUUAUCGAAAUUACGCGGAAUAAGCCGGUGAUGAGGGCGGCCAAAGGCACCAGGAAGUGCAACUGCCGGCAAGAGAUGAUCACGCGGAAUCUGGGGCCCGGGAGGUUCCAGAUGAUGCAGCAGACGGUGUGCGACGAGUGUCCGAACGUUAAGCUAGUCAAUGAGGAGCGCGUUUUGGAGAUGGAAGUGGAGCCGGGGAUGGUUGAUGGGCAAGAAACGAAGUUUACGGCUGAGGGGGAGCCCCAUUUAGAUGGGGACCCUGGCGAUUUGAUACUUAAGAUAAAGACGCAGCCGCAUCCCGUUUUUGAGCGCAGAGGGGACGAUCUGUACACUAACAUCACGAUUAGUUUACAAGACGCCCUUGUGGGGUUCACUAUGGAACUCCAGCAUCUGGAUGGUCACAUGGUUUCGAUAAGUAGGGACAAAAUCACUUGGCCCAAUGCCAGGAUAAGGAAGAAAGGAGAAGGCAUGCCAAACUAUGAUAAUAAUAACUUGCAUGGGAAUUUAUUUAUUACAUUUGAUGUAGAGUUCCCCAAACAAGAAUUAUCAGAUGAUGACAAAGAAGCUAUCAAGAAAAUUCUAAAUCAGAGCUCAAGAAACAAAGUUUAUAAUGGACUAAGAGGGUUUUAAUUUAAUUUAAUUAUAAAUAGCAAGUUUUGUAUAUAAAAAAGACUAUAAUGAAGUGUGCUUGAGUGUAUUGUGAAUUAAUUUAUUACCUUUAUUCUUACUCUGUUAAGGUAUGACCUUAAAACCUUUGCCCGUUCAUAGACUUUUCUACAGUUUUACGUUUCCUGUUCAUUUAUCAAAUGUAAAGGAAAAUUUUGUAAUAUAUUGUACUGUCUUUACCA